This is a messenger RNA of Dimorphilus gyrociliatus, 1318 nucleotides long. The record is from the annotation of a GenBank genome assembly. Lineage: Eukaryota; Metazoa; Annelida; Polychaeta; Dinophilidae.
UAUGAUCUGUAAAAUAAUUAACAUAGUUGCUCAGUUGAAGGGUGAAGUGGAUGAUUGUUCUUGUACGGUUGACAGCGUUGACAGUUUUAAUAAUCUCAAGAUUUAUCCUCGUCUUCAGAGUUUGUUGGAUAAAGACUAUUUCAAAUUUUUUAAAGUUAAUCUAAAUAAAGGAUGUCCUUUUUGGGGAGAUGAUUCCGGAUGUGUUUUAAAAGACUGCCACGUUUCUGAAUGUCGAGAGGAUCAAUUACCAGAUGGUAUCAAAAAAGCCGACUCAUUCCAUAAGUAUGCUAGAGAAAGUCAAAAAACUUCAAAUUGCGACGACAAUAAAGGGUCUUUAGGAAAAUUGGAUCACACAAUUAGCACUGAAAAUAAAGAGGCUUUCGAAAGUUGGCAAAAACAUGAUGAAGCUCAAGAUAAUUUUUGUGAAUUAGACGAUGAUAAUUCUGAUAGUUGCCAAUACGUUAAUUUAUUAUUAAAUCCUGAACGUUAUACUGGCUAUGGAGGUUUUUCAGCUCAUAGAGUUUGGAGUUCUGUCUACGAGGAAAACUGUUUCAAGACUGAAGCAGCUGAUUAUACAUCAUUUAUUCAAAAGAAAAAUAUAGGGGCUAAUUUAUCCGAUAAACGAUCAGAUAUGUGCUUAGAGAAAAGAGUAUUUUAUAGAAUGAUUUCUGGACUACAUACCAGCAUAAAUACUCAUUUAACAGCCAUGUGGCAAUUUAAAGAUCAUUUCGCCAAUACUAUAACUUGGGGGCCAAAUCUUGCUGAAUUUAAAAGAAGAUUCAAUCCUGAAACUACAAAUGGUGAAGGACCACAGAGACUAAAGAAUUUAUACUUCACUUAUUUGGUAGAGCUACGUGCUUUAGCUAAAGCAGCGCCUUAUUUAAAAAAGGAACUUUAUUAUACUGGCAAUGAUAAAGAAGAUAAAGAAGUUCGCCAAGCCAUUUCUGAUUUCUUAGACAUUGUGAAUAGUUUUGAGGAUCAUUUUGAUGAAACAAAAUUAUUUAAAGGCGAUUCCAGAAAAGCAGCAAAAUUAAAAGACGAGUUUAAGCUUCAUUUUCGAAAUAUAUCAAAAAUUAUGGACUGUGUCGGCUGUGAUAAAUGCAGAUUAUGGGGAAAAUUACAAGUACAAGGAAUGGGAACCGCUCUUAAAAUUCUCUUUUCGGGAGACGAUCCCGGACCAAAUUCUACAUUGGAUGCAAGCAAAAAAAAUCGUUUCCAAAUGAGAAGAACCGAGAUCGUAUCUCUCCUAAAUGCCUUCGGAAGAUUAUCAAAAAGUAUUCAUGAGAUAAACAACUUUAGGAAACUGCUAGAUCAGUAA